Hyla sarda is the source of this 4462-nucleotide messenger RNA. RefSeq names its product mitogen-activated protein kinase 6 (gene MAPK6). The coding region runs from base 885 to 3047 and encodes 720 amino acids. NCBI's taxonomy places the organism in Eukaryota, Metazoa, Chordata, Amphibia, Anura, Hylidae. Gene Ontology annotation, molecular function: ATP binding; MAP kinase activity. Gene Ontology annotation, biological process: cell surface receptor signaling pathway; protein phosphorylation; intracellular signal transduction. Gene Ontology annotation, cellular component: nucleus; cytoplasm. The record is from RefSeq and is a predicted model, not a curated record. The transcript has 6 exons.
UCGUUCGGCCCGGAGCGGCUUACAUACACGCGGUGAAUUUUGAAUUCUCCCGCCCUGUUGACGCGUUCUCCUGCAGGGGGCGUUGCAGGUGACGCGGUAGGCGGCAGAUCGGGUGUCUGCGAGUCUCCGCCCUCAGCAGUCAGUCCGAGUACAUGGCGACUGCGGCAAAGAGCAAACGAGAAGACGCAGGGCGAGCGGAGCAGCUGAGCGGAGUCACGAGCCUGGUCCACGGCGUCUGUCCUUCCCUUUAUAUGACACCUACGAGAGCUGGUUUGUGAGAAUAAGAUGGAUGGCAGCUUCGAUUGUGAUUGUGGUGAGCUGGAGCCACCUGAUCAUUAACAGAAAAACUCCUGUUUAAUUUCAAGUCUUCUACGUUUUCCUCUUCGGAUGCACUGUAUAGAAAAUCUAAAAAAAUAAAAAAAAAUUAUAGUGCUUACCAGCACCAUAGAAUGAAGCUGCUCAGGACCAGUUCAACACUGAAUGUAUCUGCACUGUGAGGAGGAUGUUCAUAGAAGCCUAUUUCUUGCAUAUUUAUUCAUUUUUGUUUCAUGUUAACUUGUUUUGCACAGUAGAAGUGUGUGCAUAGUAUGUCAUUUCAUUCCGUUUCACUUCCAGUGAGUGUUUUGGUUUAUGUUUGCUGGAAUGCUGCAUCUUAUGUGAACUAUGAAUACGGUCAUUUUUAUACAGUCAAAACUGAGCUUUAGUGUUACUGCUUGUGGGAUACACCAGGCCUGGCAGGCUAUGUUUUGAAAAUUGGAGGAAACCAUUCUAAAGAAGAGUAUUUUGUAAGGUGUAUGAAACCUUUUCUUUAGAAGCUAGCUGUGGUUAAGUGUCAAAUAUUCUUAGGAAAAGUGAAAAUUUCUGAAGGAAGCAAAGUAGCUAAAAUGGCUGAAAAGUUUGAAAGCCUCAUGAACAUUCAUGGGUUUGAUUUGGGCUCCCGUUAUAUGGACUUAAAACCGCUUGGCUAUGGUGGGAAUGGCUUAGUUUUUUCUGCUGUUGACAAUGACUGUGAUAAGCGAGUGGCUGUGAAGAAAAUUGUCCUGACAGACCCUCAGAGUGUCAAACAUGCUCUGCGGGAGAUCAAAAUUAUCCGGAGACUUGAUCAUGAAAACAUCGUUAAAGUAUACGAAAUUCUCGGCCCCAAUGGAGAUCGCCUAACCGAUGACGUGAGCUCUCUGCCCGAACUGAACUCUGUUUACAUUGUUCAGGAGUAUAUGGAAACCGAUUUAAGCAAGCUACUUGAGCAAGGCCUCCUACGUGAAGAGCACGCCCGGCUUUUCAUGUACCAGCUGUUACGUGGGCUUAAGUACAUCCACUCCGCUAACGUGCUACACAGAGAUCUCAAGCCAGCAAACCUGUUCAUUAAUACUGAAGAUCUGGUAGUAAGGAUUGGAGAUUUUGGUCUUGCACGUAUUAUGGAUCCCCAUUACUCUCAUAAGGGACAUCUUUCUGAAGGCCUUGUCACAAAAUGGUACAGAUCUCCUCGCCUUUUACUUUCACCAAACAAUUACACUAAAGCUAUUGACAUGUGGGCGGCUGGAUGCAUAUUUGCAGAGAUGCUGACUGGAAAGACCCUUUUUGCAGGUGCUCAUGAACUUGAGCAGAUGCAGCUGAUCUUGGAAUCAAUACCUGUCGUACAUGAAGAAGAUAGACAAGAACUUCUGAAUGUUAUCCCAAUUUAUAUAAAAAAGGAUAUGACUGUGCCACAUACUCCUUUGACACAGCUGCUCCCAGACAUCAGCCCCGAAGCACUAGACUUCCUGGAGCAAAUUCUGACAUUUAGUCCUAUGGAUAGACUAACAGCAGAAGAAGCAUUGUCUCACCCAUACAUGAGCAUUUAUUCAUUUCCAUUGGAUGAACCAAUUUCCAGCCAUCCUUUCCAUAUUGAAGAUGAGGUGGAUGAUAUUUUACUGAUGGAGGACAACCACAGCCAUGUUUAUAAUUGGGAAAGGUAUCAUGAUAGUGAGUAUUCAGACCUUGAUUGGCCUAUACACAAUAAUUUUGAAGGUGACGAAGUCCAACGUGAUCCAAGGGCUCUCUCUGAUGGAAGUGAUGAGGAAGAGGUGCUUGUCGACCCUCGCAAAUAUAUGGAUGGAGAUCGAGAAAAGUAUUUUGAAGAUCCAGCUUUUGACCCAUACUUUUCUGCUGAGUCUGCUUGGCAAUAUUCAACCCACCAUGAGAAUAAAUAUUGUGAUCAGGAGUGUAGUCAUACAUGUAACUACAAAAUGAGGUCCACAUCCUAUCUAGAUAAUCUGGUUUGGAGGGAGACUGAAGUGAAUCAUUAUUAUGAGCCAAAACUAAUCAUAGAUCUGUCUAACUGGAAAGAGCAAAGUAAGGAGAGGUCUGAUAAAAGAGGCAAAUCAAAAUGUGAAAGAAAUGGUUUAGUGAAAGCUCAAAUAGCUCUUCAGGAAGCUUCACAGCAGCUAGUUGAUAAAGAAAGGGAGAAACGUAAAGAAUUUGACUUUGAUUCCUUUAUAGCAGGUACCAUUGAGCUCAGUUUGCAGCAUGAUUCUUCCAGUGUUGACAAACUCAACGACUUGAAUAGCUCUGUCACACAACUUGAAUACAAAUCCUUAAUAUCAAAGUCUGUAAGUCUAGAAAAACAGGAGAAAGGAAUGGCCAACUUGGCACAAUUGGGUGCCUUAAACCAAAAUUCUUGGGACAGUCCAAUCUUAAGCGGUGAAGACUGUUUCCUUAUAGAUCAGUUUUGUUGUGAAGUGAGAAAAGAUGAUCAUGUUGAAAAGGAAAAUGCCUAUACAGGUUACUUAGAUAGUUUAUUUAGUAAGAAAGAAGAGCCAGAAGUGUUCGAUCCUGAGCCAACAGAAGAUGAAAAGAUUGGAAGUAAAGAAAAUGAUGAGGGCACCUUGAGUUUCUCUGGAGACUUCAUUCUUAAUAAACAAGUGGAUUGUAUUGGUAUUCCCCAAUUUCAGAAUCCUCUUGGUUCCCCCCUUAAAUCAAUACAAGCCACACUGACACCCUCUGUCAUGAAAUCAUCCCCCCAAAUUCCCCCCAAAACUUAUAGCAGCAUUCUGAAACAUCUAUACUAAAACACUCAAAUUUUUUUCAGAUCCUUCUCAAUUUUCAUGUUUUGUUUUGGUGUUGUUUUUUUUUUCCCAUGUUAUUCUUUUCUACAUAACUUUUUUUUCUUACUUGAAAUUGUCUUUUUUACUAUGUAUUUAACAUUUAGUUUUGUUUACCAUUGUUUUUACAAUCUAAAUUUACUUUCUACAUUUUAAACUGGCAUGGCAUUUGCACACAAGGAAAAAACAACAAAAUAAUGCAACUUAGGUGGAAACAGGAAAAAUGCACUAAAUGAAGUCUAAAUUAAAUCAAUUGCUAUCUCUCAGAAUCAUAUGAUAUUGCCUUGAUGUAACACAGUGAGACAUUAUAUACAGUGAAACCUCUCUGAAACUACCACUCAAAAUUGCACAAAAAAUGGUCUCCUCAAAGAGAACCUCAUAAAUAUUGAACUGAAAAUCUGGUCUGGGUAAGGUGGUGGUCUUUUUUUCCCCCAGAGGUUUCACUGUAUUUUCAUGGAAAUGUCAGUUUCAGCUUUUAUUUUUGAGCUAGUUCAUCGUGUUCGAUUUUUCUUUUCAUAUCCAUUUCUUAAAACACAUGAUACCAGCAGCAACUGAAGAAUGCAGAUUUUGGUACGCAUGUGUUAUCUACCUCAAGGUAACAGUAGGUGGUCAUUUAUUUGGCCAUCAGUAGUGCUAUCCAUCAUGCACCUCUGUUAAGCCAGCAUUAUUGUAGUAGCUAUUCCUAAAUGAGAAAUUGCAGAGAUGUCUGUAAAUGUUCUGGAUUGCAUCCUAUGUAGUGAAGUGUUUAAUAUGCAGUAUUUUAUUUAUUAUAUCACACAGUUAUUUGAAAAUAGAUGUCUUGAAUGGUUUUAAAGAACGCUGGGCAACUACCAUCUCUCUAGUUGGUUAACAGCUCAAUAUGGCCUACUAUUUAACACUACACUGGGUCAUCAACAUCUAGAAAGCCUUAGGUUGUCAAAGUCUUGAAUUUUUUUUUACAGUUUACAUUGUUGUAUAUUUAACCUGCAUAUUAACAAGCUGUGUCUUCACUUUUCUUUUCACCUAAUUGUUUUCAUUUCAAGGAAAGUUCUCACUGUGUGUAGGAGUUUGUAUUUUCAAAGUGCUUGACAGAACUCUACAAAACCAUAGGAAUUGCUUAAAUAUUAAAUACUUCUAGAAUUUUUUUUUUAUUGUAAUGCUAAGAAUGGUGUGCAUGGAGUUAAUUAUGGUACAACAUUACUGUAAGUUAAGAUUUUUUUUCUCUUUUAUUGUAUGUUUUUACUGAAAUUCCUUUUUUAUUUUUGUUUUCAAACCUGCAUGAGAAGAAUAGCAUGUAGUAUCUAAAUUCCCUGGAAACUUGUUUUGCCUCUGAAUUUUGCAUACUAUUUGUGUACUAUUGGGUCCCCUAUUUAAGAAAAAUAAACAUGGCCAGCAACAAAGUA